AUGGCGGCGGCGAUGGCGGCGGCUUCGGGGCCCGGGCCAGGGGCGGCAGGGGUCGCGGGCCGCUUCGCGGGGCUGUCGCUAGUGCAGCUGAACGAGCUGCUGGAGGAUGAGGAGCAGCUGACCGGCAUGGUGCAGGAGAUGGAGGAGACACAGAAUGUUCAGCUUAACAAAGAGAUGACUCUUGCCAAUAACCGAAGCCUGGCAGAAGGAAAUCUUUUGUACCAACCACAACUGGACACUUUGAAAGCCAGUUUGACCCAAAAAUAUCAGGAACUACAGGUUCUCUUUGAAGCCUAUCAAAUCAAGAAAACCCAAUUAGAUCAGCAAUCCAGCAAUGCUUCUCUGGAGACGUUGCUAGCCCUUCUUCAAACAGAGGGGGCCAAGAUUGAAGAAGAUACAGAGAAUAUGGCAGAGAAGUUCCUUGAUGGAGAGGUCCCUCUAGAUUCGUUCAUCGAUGAAUAUCAGAAUAAGCGAAAACUAGCCCAUUUACGUCGAGUAAAGAUUGAGAAACUUCAGGAAAUGGUGCUAAAGGGCCAGAGACUUCCAAAGGCCCAAGUCCAGUUGCAGCCCAGGGUGGCAGAUCCGACACCAGCUCCGAUGGUGCCCUACCCAGCUUCAGAUCCCAGCGUGCCCCCUUCGGUUGUGCCACGGCGGAUCCCUCCACCGCCACCACCAGUCCCCGCUGGACGGUUUGCCACUCCGUUUACAGUAGCCAUGGGAUCGGGACAGGCUCUUCCUUAUCCCGCAUUGCAGUGCCCUCCUCUUCCUCCCAGAGCGGGUCUUCCAUCUGUUAGUCACAGCCCCCAGCCGGGAUACCCUCCGCAGUUUGCCUCGCCGUACCCCCCGGCCCUCCCCCAGAGACCUCCUCCCAGGCUGCCCCCGCAUCCUGGCUUCAUCCUUCACUGAGUCUGCGGCUGCACCGCCAUCGCAGUGCCAGUGCUCGGAGCUGCACCCCUCCUCCUUCCCCAUAAACGCUUUCCCAAUCUGGAGUCCUUGCCCUCUGGGCUUUGUGCACACGGAGAAAAACACUUCUUGUUGGGCAAGAACACGUCGUGUUUUUAGAAUCCUAGUUCUUUGUAGGUAGCCUGUGAUGCAACUUGGUUUUUGUCAACCAGCAGGUUGUAUAAGCUGGUCUGGAGAAUGAAGCCAACAGACUUUGGUUGUUUGCAGCUCUCGAUGCGAUCUUAGUGUCCUAGUGCGGAUGGCUGAGACGUUCAGGUCAGGAGGAAGACGUGCCUCCCUGCCGCCAUUCUCAGCCCGGCUAGACGCGUGUUCCCUUGCCGUUUAGUUCAGCAUGCUCAGUUCUAGCUCUGUUUCCACAUUGCUCAGGCCAGUUUGCUAUGGGGCAAAGCAGCAUGGAGGGCCUCUGCUGCUUGUAAAAUCCCAGACAGGCACCGCAGAUGUUGACUUUGGUGUAUUUACUUUCUACAUGGAUCUGCUUUUGGGGAGCAUCGUGACAUUACCAACCCUUGCAAAGCUACAAAGCAAAGUUUGCACUUGCCCAAAUGUCGUGUGAUGAGGCCUGGAGAGAGAAUUGGGAUCGGGGUCUUGUCUCUGACAUUCCCCUUUGAUCCCUGUGCUUCCCAUACCUGACCCCGAAGAGCUCUCUCCCAAUCAUUUCCAUUAAGAAAUACCCCGGAAAUAUUUUUGCAACUCGUGAAAUUUUCCUGUUUUCUACAAAAAAAAGUUUGAUGCUCAUAGCACCAUUCAGGGAAACUCAAAAAUGCAGGAUACUUAUCAUCGUGCAGAUCAAAUGCAGAUUCCUCUCCUAGGAGCAAUGCAUUGUUGCACAUGUGUGCGCGCCGUGCCUUAGGAUUACUGUCGGUGAUUGGACGCCUGGGUCGCCUCCCAAUCACCUAAUGGCCAUAGCUUCAUUUUUGACUCAAAGGGCUCUGGAAGGGCUGCGAUGGAUGACUUGGCCCUAGUCUGGCCUCAGGGCAGGAAUUGCUGUCUGCACCCUUUAGAGUCACUGGCUCUCCUUUCAGGGAAAGACUUUUCCCUCAAAAUAGUGCUGAUGCUCAUCCGUCCGCAAAAAGCAGAAGAAAUCUUUUCCCACUGAGCCUGAAAUCUAUUGUUAUUCUCCACUCGCCAUGCAAUGUGCAGAUGGGAAUGGGUGACCAUGGUGCUGCAGGGAACACAGGGUUUGUGGGGCAGGUAGGACGGAUUAUGGAAAAACAUUUCAAAUAGGUUUGCAGGAAGAACUGCAAAGGAUGGGCAUGGCUCAGUGAGGGAAAGGUUCUUCCUAGCCACAUCGACACUCUUGCCCUGUGAUACUGAACUCUCUCCAACAUUGGGGUAAGUCCUUGGCCUCAGCCUUCUGGAUCCAGGCCAUGGACACUGCACAGCCUCUGGUGGUGGUACUUCUCAGUGUCCCGAACCUGAAGCUGGAGGCAGGGCCCCAGUGCCACACCUGUCAUCGGUGUAUUCACUACAUGGUGGAAGCCAACUCCAAAGAAGGCUCGGGAGCUGUGUGGAAUUUGGAGUAAAGAGAGAACUGAGGCCUGUUCCUUUUAGGUCUGACGGAUGGCAGCUCGUGCCAACUUGCAAACAGUUGUGAUUCUGGACUUGAACUCCACUGGAUAGGCAACCACUUUAAAGAGAAGAAAACUAACAGAUGAUAGGUGCCACAUCAGGCAAGCGGACUUGCCGCGUUAGAUCAAAGCCGUUGUUUUCUUAUACCUCGUUAGCUGCGCUCCACUCUUCAAGCAAAUCUGACUCCCACCGUGGUCGAGUCAGGAGCCAAAAGUAUUUGUGUUUUGUUUCUGAGAUUGUGAAAAUGGCACUAGGAGGCUGGCUUUGUCCAGGGGCCAUAUUUGGAACUGUGAGUGUAGGUCCAUAGGAAACUUUAAUAAAAGAGAUGAUUAUUAAUAA
Molecule: messenger RNA, 2871 nt
Organism: Gracilinanus agilis (Agile Gracile Mouse Opossum)
Lineage: Eukaryota; Metazoa; Chordata; Mammalia; Didelphimorphia; Didelphidae
Gene: VPS37B
Product: VPS37B subunit of ESCRT-I
Exons: 4
Coding region: 1-906 (301 amino acids)
Biological process (GO): protein targeting to vacuole; protein targeting to membrane; ubiquitin-dependent protein catabolic process via the multivesicular body sorting pathway
Cellular component (GO): ESCRT I complex
Source: RefSeq, a predicted model, not a curated record